This is a messenger RNA of Cryptomeria japonica (Japanese cedar), 2527 nucleotides long. RefSeq names its product probable L-type lectin-domain containing receptor kinase S.5. Bases 251 to 2317 code for a protein of 688 amino acids. The record is from RefSeq and is a predicted model, not a curated record. The transcript is spliced from 2 exons. Gene Ontology annotation, molecular function: carbohydrate binding; ATP binding; protein kinase activity. Lineage: Eukaryota; Viridiplantae; Streptophyta; Pinopsida; Cupressales; Cupressaceae. Gene Ontology annotation, cellular component: plasma membrane. Gene Ontology annotation, biological process: protein phosphorylation.
CUUGGGUUUGGUAAUUUAGUUUUGGAAGAUUUUAACAUCUGAUAAUAUUACUUGUCAAAUUCUGGAACUGGGUGUGAGAAUAACUGAUUUCUUGCAGGUUCACAGAUUCCAUGCUGCCAAAUUUGAAUGGAACAUGCUUCUGGUUCCAUCCUUGUUUUGUGUUGUGGCCUUUCCACUUUAGAAGAGUUAAAAAUCUCUAAUUUCUGUGACCCACAGACUUCAAUUUGAUUUUGUCCUAGGUAGAUUAUCAAUGUUGAUAAGGCGGGUUUGUGCUCUGAAAAGCCUGCUUCCAUUUUUUAUUUGUGCUUCCUACGCACAGCAGGCGAAUAGCAAGAGCACUAAUUUUUCCUUUGCCUACUUUGGCCAGAACAACAGCCAGCAGCUCAUAUACAUGGGGAACGCUUCCAUUCCAGCCGACCAUGUUUAUAUCAAUCUCACACCUGAUCCAUACGCCACUUUAAAUGUCUCAAACGAAACGGCUUCAAAUGUGGUGUUUCCGAGAAUGAUUGGAAGGGUUCUGUACCGUCAGCCUGUCACGAUGUGGCCGGCGAGUUUCACCACCGUUUUCACCAUCUUCGUAAAACCCAAAGUUUUCAAUGGUGACGGUCUUGCUUUCAUCAUUGUCCCGAAUAACAAAAGCUUUUUACCAAGAAGCUAUGGCAGCAUGCUCGGCGUCUACGACCAGUCUACGGACGGAAACACGACUGGGCAACUCGCCAUCGAAUUCGACACGUACAAGAAUCGAUUCGACCCGGACAGCAAUCAUGUGGGCAUCGAUACUCGGGGCACCACAUCCGACUCAACCGCUGGUAUGGGAGAGCAAGGCAUCGACAUCAAGGCCGGGCGAGCUAUACAAGUCCGGGUCCAUUACGACGGCCGGGCUAAAUCCCUGCAAAUCUAUGCGCGCUAUGCAAACAGUUCUUCGCCCUAUGCGAGCAUUCUGAACCACACGGUGGAGCUCGAAAACACUGUUCCAAGAUCGGCGUAUGUGGGUUUUGCUGCAUCAACAGGGAAUUCCUACGAGGUACACAGAAUUCUCAACUGGAAUUUCAGCUCCGUGAUUUUACCUAACUCUUCUCUGAAAUUGCUCCCAGUGGGAACGGGAACGCCCGGAGGAUUCGGUACUGGGGUCAAAAUCGGCGUCUUGGCGGGAUCCAUUACAGUCGGGUUAGUUGUGGUGGGAUUAUUAGUCUGGUGGUUCGUGGUUAGGAAAAAGAGGGCUGCUUCAACUCUUGGGUACUUCAGCGGGGAACUGGCAGUGAUUCAAAACGCGCCCCACAGGUACCCUUACAGGCAACUUGCCGCCGCCACAAACAAUUUCAGCGAAGCGGAGCUUCUGGGAACCGGCGGGUUCGGGAGCGUGUACAGAGGAAAUCUUGGGGGCGGAGGGAACGAACCGGCGGCGUUGGUAGCGGUGAAGAAAAUUUCAGCGGGGUCAAAACAGGGGGCAAAGGAGUUCAUCUCAGAAAUCACCACCAUCGGUCGCCUACGCCACCGGAACCUAGUGCAGCUCCACGGGUGGUGCCACGAGCGCGAUGAGCUUCUCCUUGUCUACGAUUACAUGCCCAACGGAAGCCUGAACAAGUUUCUCUUCGACAGAACAGGGGCCACGCCCUUGAAUUGGGCGCGGCGUCACAGGAUUCUGUGCGGCCUGGCUUCGGCUCUACUGUACCUGCACGAAGGAUGGGAGCAGCGGGUCGUUCACCGGGACGUGAAGCCCAGCAAUGUGAUGCUCGACGGGGAAUUCAAUGCCCGACUUGGGGAUUUUGGUCUGGCCAGGUUUAUUGAGAAUGACGAUGCUACUCCUGAUGUGACGACCCGACUGGCGGGUACGCCCGGGUACAUGGCGCCCGAGUGCAGCUACACGGGCAAGGCCACCGCCGAGUCGGAUGUGUUCAGUUUUGGGAUCGUGCUGUUGGAGGUGGCCACUGGUAGGCGGGUGCUGGAGCGCAAGAGUCCAUUGGCUGAAGGGAAUUUGGUGGACUGGGUUUGGGGGCUUUAUAGCCAGGAUAGUGUUUUGGAGUGUGUGGAUCCCAAAUUGGAUGGGUCUGAUUAUGAUGCAGAGGAAAUACGAAGGGUGUUGAUCUUGGGUUUAGCGUGCUCGCAUCCUGAUCCACAGUUACGCCCUUCUAUGAGACGGGCCAUUCAAGUGCUCAUGAACCCUAAUGAAGAGCUGCCGCAGCUGCCUUCCACCAGGCCAAUGGCGAUCUAUGUUGUUUUGCCACCGGUUGGAGCUGUGUUUUCUCAGUCCACCUUGUCUAGUCUCGUGCCUGAAAGUAGCAAUGGAACCAUUACUACUUCAGUACAUAAUGAUUGAAAAAGAGAGUUUCAGAAGAUUCAAGUUAUCAUUAACAUAUGAUUCGGUACCUUUAAUACCACUCUUAAAUCAGCCGUCAGUUUUAACAUCACAUAUAGUGAGAUCUUUGUAAAAUAUGAACAAUCAUAUAAGACCGAUAUUUCUCACCAUAUGUUAUAAAGUAACUGGAUGAUUAUUGUAAACAUCUUCAAAAAAUAGUGUUAUUUUUAA